AUGCGACCUACCACAACAAACGAAAAAAGGCGAAUUGCGAAAGACCUUUUCAGCGCCGAAGAAAAGCUUCACUCAUCCAAUCCAGAGGCUGUAACUGACCAGGAGCGUGCUAUCAAUGUCGCUGUGCAUAUCACGUUGAUGAUUGAUUGCUCUGAUAAAGAUCGUCAUUAUGAAGGCUAUGAGAUCGGCGGCUUCCGGCCAGUCAGUUGGGAUAGCUCAGAGCAGUUCGCCGAUUUUGUUAAGAAAGUCUUUCCAAUGGACGUUCACGAUCAAGAGAAAGUUCGAACGGCAUUGAAAGAGAAAAAUUCUUUGAAAUGCUGGAAAUUAAGGAAGCGAGCACAUAUCAAAUUCGUUUCAACGGACAACAUAGCAGAGCACCUUCUAUACGACCCCCAAGAUAACGUCGUUCGCCUCUUCCGCCAAACAGCAUUUCUAAAAGCUCAUCUCCGACUUUCAGCUAGCCAGCCUAUUCAGCUCGGAAUCGCUGAAAGUCUCAAAUUGGGGACAUUACCACCACAAUUGCUCCUAGAGACAUUGCAUUCCUUGCAAUGUAUACUGUUCCCUCCAACUGAUGAAAAAUCGUCUCGAUUUCUGGAGAACAUCAUUCAAGAAGCCGAAGCCAGUUUUGACCCAGAUUGCCUGCUUUAUGAAGGAUACAAUAGACCGGUACCGGAAAACUUUGAAUACUAUUACUGGGGUGAUUGGCUUGCUAAGUUGAAUCAUCUUGUGACACACCCAAGAUCGAGCCAUCGUAUUGGCCAGUGGAUACAAAGGAAUGCUUCCGAGAGGAAUGCCUUGUUUGUAGCAAUUUUGUCCCUUGUUCUAUCAGCGUUUUUUGGUUUCUUAAGCGUUAUUUUGGGAAUAUUUCAGGCAUGGGUGGCGUAUAUGUCUUGGAAAGCGCAGGUGAACGCUCCGCAAGCUCCGUGA
Molecule: messenger RNA, 927 nt
Organism: Botrytis sinoallii
Lineage: Eukaryota; Fungi; Ascomycota; Leotiomycetes; Helotiales; Sclerotiniaceae
Exons: 3
Coding region: 1-927 (308 amino acids)
Source: RefSeq, a predicted model, not a curated record